CUUAGUAUUAGGGUUUUUCAGGUAAAACAACUUAAAAAUAUCAACAUCAUGGGAAACUGAGGUCGGCUUGACAACCAGUCCCAUGAAUUGGCGUAGGCACUAGUUUAACGAAAGUGACCGAGGAAACUAGGCCUUAGUGCGGUUUCCUCACGAUGUUUUGUGCAUAAGUUCAGAAAAAGUUUGUGCAGUAACCAAGUAUUGAUAUAAAAUCCAUACCAAGAUGUGUGGCUCCACACGCUAAUUAUUGGAUAGUGAUUCUCUUUCUCUCUGGUCGCUCCCUUAUGCAUGCGGAUCGUUGUCAGGUUCAAGGUCGCACCUGGAGAGAGAGCCUUCACUAGUUUCUGUCACGUCUCUUACGACCGUGCAGAAUUUGGGAGACGGCUUAACAGUAAUUACGGAAACCUAAAAUAAACAUCGCCCGACCGACAUUCUGUGGUUGGAAUUCACUGGUAGAAAAUAAAACCUCAACACGUUAUGAAAACUGCUGAAAUUUAUUUAUUUCGCACCCCUUACCUCCAAACGAUGCGAAACAUUUCUUACCUGCCAGCAAUAUUGCAGUGUCUAACAUAUGAAGAUGUGACCCUUGCUGCUUACGCAUGUAUGGAGUGCUUAGGGUAGAUGCGCGCGUCUGUAUGAGCUGUGUACAGCUCAAGUCCCCCUCAGUACCGGUUUGACUGUGGCGAAGGGUGUACACCUCCUGAAUUUCAGCCGGCUUUUGGACUAGACGCGAAUUGUUUUCAGUGUUGUGCAGUGAUAAUUGACUUGCUGUGGUCGGACUUUGGUCGUUCGUUACGGUUUCAUAAGAUGAACGAAAUAGAAGAGAAUGAAGCGAGCCCUCCAGGAGCACCUCAGGUCUGUCUAAAGAUGUGCCAGUAGACAGCAACAUGAACACCCGGGCUGUGCUGACGUCCCUGCUGGGCGUCUUUUGUUUCUGUACAGAUCCUGUAAAUGGUGGGCUAAGUGACGACUAUGGGAGCAGCGGAGAAGCACCUUACAUUAUCGAACAGCCUUUGGACGUCACGGUGGCUCGUCACCAGCCGGCCACUCUCAACUGCCGCGCUGGAGGCUCACCUCCACCUAACAUAAAAUGGUACAAAGGAGGCGUACUGGUAGUCUCCGACACCCACCGUAGUCUGCUACCUGCAGGUGGUCUGUUCUUCUUAAGAGCGACGCACGGUAGAGCUCACUCAGAUGCUGGGGUUUAUUGGUGUGAAGCAACGAAUUCAUACGGAACAGCUAGGAGUAGAAAUGCAACGUUACAUGUAGCAGUACUACGUGAGGACUUUAGACUAGAGCCAGUGUCAACACAAACGGCGCAAGGCGAAACUGUAAUAUUAGAAUGUUCGCCGCCACGAGGAUCACCCGAACCGACUAUUUACUGGAAGAAAAACGGCCAGGCCCUGCAUUUUGAUGGCGAUGCCAGAAUGCAUUUAAUCGACGGUGGUAGCCUAGUUAUACAAGACGCACGGCAAACUGACGCCGGCAGAUAUCAAUGUAUAGCUCGAAAUCCAGCGGGGACAAGGGAAUCGGCUGUUGCUACGCUACGAAUCCAUAUUAAGCCGUACUUAAUAACGGGCCCCGAGGACGUGGUGGCGCAGACCGGCGGCAGCGUGACGUUCCAAUGCCGAGUGGGUGGCGACCCCCUCCCGGAUGUGCUGUGGCGGAGGACUGCCGGAGGAGGCAACAUGCCACUCGGCCGCGUCAAGGUUCUAGACGACAGGAGCCUUAGGCUCGAUAACGUUGUUUUAGAAGACGAAGGAGAGUACAGUUGCGAGGCCGAGAAUUCAGUCGGCGCAGUAAGGGCGACAGGGUACUUGACUGUAUACGAUCCACCUAGAAUGUCGCUUAAGCCAAACUCCAUAACAGUAGAAAAUAGUGCAGCCGCUACAUUUACCUGUACGGCCUCAGGUCGCCCCGAACCGACAAUGUUCUGGAGUUUAGAGGGAAACAGGACAAUAAUACUACCCGGCACGUCGAAGGGCAAAUACCAUGCCACGCCGGUUGUUGACGGCGUCACUACAUUGACUGUAAAUGAAACAACCAAAAACCACAGCGGUAUUACAAUAGUUUGCUCGGCGGUGAAUUUUGCCGGCAGUUCAUUUGUCAGAGGAAAACUAACAGUUACGUCAGACGAUGACCGCCCACCUCCAAUCAUAACAAACGGGCCCUCUAACCAAACGUUACCCAUAAAAUCGAUGGCUGUUUUCCCCUGCACGGCCGUCGGCACACCUGAACCAAUCAUAGCCUGGUAUUUUGGAGGGGAAGCACUAAUACAAAACCAUAGAAGGAAUGUGUCUAAUGACGGGACUCUAAUAUUAAGAGAUUUGGAUAAAAGCGACAGCGGCACGUACACUUGCGUCGCCUCCUCGCACCACGGAAAAUAUGUAUGGAGCGGCGCUUUGAUAGUAGAUAGUCCAAUAAACCCAAAUAUACAUUUUUUUCGGGCGGCCGAUGUAUCGUCACUACCCGGCCCACCCACUAAACCGCAGAUACACAACAUGACGGAAAACACUGUCACAAUAUCUUGGAAUCAAAAUAACAAAAUCGGAUCGUCAUCUAUACUCGGAUAUCAAGUGGAAGGGUUUUCGAGAGAAACUCUUUCCGGAAAUAACACACCUAGGAAUUCUCGGGGUUGGGUAGUAUUAGCAAAGAAAAUACAACAAACACAGUAUAUAGCUAGAUCUUUGGUUCCUGGCGUUACUUAUAUGUUUAUAGUGAGAGCGGAAAACUCGCACGGUUUAUCCGGACCGAGCCUGGUCUCAGAUCCUGUAGUAGUGGGCGAAAGUGGCAAUGCCCUGUGGGAAAACGGAGUGUUCUCCAAUAAUACCGGAUUUAGAAAUAACAUCAUGACUGAUAACAUCGUAGAACUAAUUGAAGCAACGCCUAUUGACUCGAAAACUAUUAAGUUGAUGUGGGAAAUUUUAAAUUUCUAUUAUUUGGAGGGAUUAUUUAUAUACUACAGACCUCUAGACAAUGCAACAACAGAAUACCAAAUGAAGACUAUCUUACAUUCAAACGACGUCUCUGGCUAUGAAAUAACGUAUUUGAGGAAGUAUACAAAAUACGAGUUUUUCCUUAUUCCAUUUUAUAAGAAAUUCGAAGGAAAACCUUCUAAUUCUAGGAUUGCUCAAACGCUGGAUGAUGUGCCCGAGGGUCCUCCAGUAAAUAUUGAAAUGUUUAUCUUCAAUACAACGACAGUUCAUUUGAAAUGGUCACCCCCAGAACCUCAUUUACAAAAUGGGCUAAUUACUGGUUACAAUGUUUUGGUGAAUUGGUUGGACUUACCCGCCAACAAAUCGAUGGUAGCCAUAAACACGACAGUACAUCAAGCUACGAGCCUCAUAAUGACAAACUUAACUUCCGGAGUCAGUUAUUCGGUUCAAAUUGCUGCUGAAACCGUUGUGGGGAUGGGCCCAUUUAGUCAAAAGGUGUACUUGAAUAUCGAUUCCCGUUCUAUUGGAUUGGACCCUUUAUCAAGGUAUCCCGUAAAUGGGGAAGUGUCUAUCGUAGCCGGCGACUUUGUAAUGGAAACAUGGUUUUACGUUUUGAUUGGAGCGAUCGUUCUGUUUAAAGUAAUUGUGAUUGGCGGAAUUAUUUAUAUCAGAAAGCACAACAUUUUCGCCAAAAAGUCGUCCACACUUCCAAAUAUAUACGAUUCCAACGGAACGAGCUUAGUAACACAAAUGAACAUAAAAGCCGCAGUUUCCCUGUCUCACCCACUCACCAGUUGCUAUAAUAAGAACACUGUAACAAAAACAGAGUCACUGCUUUGGAUGGAGAAUCAGCCAGGAUUAUGUCUGUCGGGUACUCAAACCAAUCAGAACAAGCAAAAGAUGAAUUCAGAAUAUGAUAAAGUUGCGCAGCAGUUGCCUGAAUACGCAGAAGUUACGUCAUCUAAAAUCAUAGGCAAUGAAUGGAAUACGAGCAAGACGGCUACUUCCCCAGCGGCGUACGCGUCAGUUACGCUUGUUGCUAAUACAAGGCAGUGUGUCAGUUCAUUGGGAUGGUUUCCGCCAGGUGGCAAAAAUAUAGAUAACUUCGAUAACCGAUAUGCUCCAGAUGAGGAACUUUAUCCAGCCAGUAAUGGAGGUUAUUAUAAUAGAAAUGUGUACAGCGAAAAAUACUUCCAAAAUGAUCCAAACGUAUUGAAGUUCUACGAUUUACCAUCAAUGGAUAAAACGCAGAAAGCCCAACUGCGUUAUAACCAGAGCUUAGAUGAGAGAAAGGGAGAUAAAAACCAAAAGUCUGAAGUUACACAGUCACUCAUUGGCCGUACCUACGUCAGCUCUAGGAAAAAUUCAGAAACUGAAACUACUUACAGAGCAUUCGGAGGAGAUGAGUCAGAUGACGAGUCAUAUCCUGAAGACGGUGGUUAUGAUGAGCUACAAGCAAUGCAGUCUCAGAGAGAAAGACCUCAGCAUCAGUACGAGAGGCCUAAUUUUGAUAACGAGAAUACCAGAACGCUGGCGCUUCUGACGUCGUUCCGUCACGGCCAAGCCUCGACAAACGGCAUCUCUCAGAACUCGCUUGCGCCAGCGCACCCUCCUCUGCCUCCGCACCCGCGAGCGGACUCUGUGACUCGGUAGUAUCACGCCCUGCCGGUUUUCGGCGACUUGUGCCAAACGGACGUGUAGACCGACCUUAAAUUAAGUGUAGUGAUUCCACUAAGAGAGAUCGCAUUCUUCCUAAUGGUGUACAGACUGUUUAAAAAGCAUUUUGAAAUGUUUUGUACGAGUACCUAAGUGUUUCGCUAAUGUGUCGUGAAUGUUGUUAAGAACGUGACCGGCGAAUAGUGUUAAAAACUUAUUAACGUAUACUAUCGAGAUUGGCCUACUAAAUAUUUCGACUGCCUAAUUUUACGACGCAGAAUACAUAGCUGCGUGUUUUCGAGAGUUUAUAUUAAUUUAAAGUAUGUUGUUAUUUUUUAAAUUAUAAACUACGCCUAGUCGGUUGUAAAUAAUAAAUAAAAUUGUAAAUAAUGUAUAUAAUAUAUAUUAUACUAUGUGUGUUUAGUUAGAACGAGAGAUAUACUAUACCUCGGUAAUAACACGUUAGACAUACAUCAUCAGUUGACAACCAACCCUUUUCACUACCAAUUACCUUAACCAGACUCGAAUCUCAGUAGGUACUCAUUCAGUACCAAGAUACGAGGAUUCUAAGAAUAGUGACACUGGGAGUUUUUGGUUGUCAACUGACGGCAUUAUAUUUAACCCAGUCAAAUUAAGGGCUCCACGAGAAUGAGAAAUAAGACGCUUAAAACUCGUAUAAAUUGCGGCGUUCUAAAGUUUAUUUAAAAGUCUCGUGUGCACGUUGGGUCCUUUCAGGUUAAAAGUCACAUAAAUCGGUUUUUCGCGAAUGUCAAGGUUUUAUAGCUCCAAUGUUGCUUCCUAUCUAGGUAAGAAUUGCAGAGCAUACAAUUUUGCAAUAGGUUGUGUUCUGAACAUUUUUUUAUGCGCUGGAGCGUUCCCAAGAUAGAGGGCACGUGGAGGGCACAGAACGCGCAACAGAGCUGUCAGCUAUACGUAAGUACUACGCGCACACGAGAUUUUCCGCAACUUUAAAGGCAACUUUAAAAACGCCAUAAUGAACGUGUACCCGAAUUUUCAACAUGUUACCCUUUCAUUCCGAAGUUAACUCCAUUUAUAGGCUUAAGAUGACAGGGCCAAUCGUAAUCGAUCUAUUAAACUUUUAUAGUGAUUGUGUUAUCGGAAUUGACGUAAUUUAAUUGAUAUGUCCGUCUGAAUAUCAAUAAACGAAUUUGUACCCACGAUAUCAUUAGUUUAAGCAUUACUAAACUUAGAACCAGAAUACAGAACUAUCGCUUGGCAAUAACUUGAAGUAACAUUGAUAUAUUGUAGGAACUAUACUUAACUAUUAAUGAUGAGUCCGCUAAUAUAAUUACACAUGUAGAUUUUUUUCAUUAUAGACAUUACAUUUUUAAAUAUGUAGACUUUUAUUUUAAGUCCUCUAUUAGUUGUAAAACUUGUGCCAUAAAAAGUUGUGUAAUAUAAAAUUACUUUUUGUGUAGUUAUUUUUUAAAAUUACUUUAUAGUUAAAGAAACAUUGGAGUUGUGAAAUAAAAUUCAAAUGAAGCUUUUAUGAAAGUAAAGAUGAUAAUCUACGUAAAUUAUGUGAUAUUCAUGAUUAUUACAUAUAUGUAUAACCAUUUUAUAAGGGUGCAGUAGGCAACAAAGGUAAAAAUAAUUAUCUACUCUCAGCUAUUACGAAAGAAAUCUACCUGGGCUUAUGGGGUUGUUUGAGUAACCGGAUCCUUUAGGAUUCUAUUUCAGGAGUUGUUAUGGUCCUGAAAUAUAAUGCUUCUAUAGUAUUUUUAUCUGAGAAGUGUAUACCUUAGUUUUUGACUAAAAUCACCCGAAGCGAUGGUAUGUAUUUACUUUUGUUGCUAACUGUACUUAGGACAAGUAGUAUAUGUGCAUAUCAUUUGUAUUACUUAGUUGAACUAAUUGUUAAACAUGUUAUAAAUAAGGAUGUGUUCACAAUAACGAGAUGGCUCUGAAAUAAAAUAGGUCUAAGUUUAUAAGGUUUUAACUUUAUUCAUUCAAAUGCACAAUUCACUCAUUUCCAAAUCUUAUUAAUUGUGAAAACAUCCUUUUGUAAAUAAAUAUGCAUAAAUAAAAAUAUCGCUUAUACAAGAAUGACUUGAUACCUGUAUGUUCUUCUCUGUUACUAUUGCUCCAUUCAUAAGUGUAAAUAUUAUUUGAUACAACAAAUGAUUAAAGAGCCAAUGGACUACGUGUAAAAAAGGACAGAUAAUAUUUAAAUAGGUAUCCAAUAAGCACUAAGUACAAUAUUUUGUUUGCCUUAUUUAGUUAAUAUGUAGAUGAUUAUUCUUACAAAAACGGACAGUUUUGAAAUGUAUAAAAAUAUAAUUUGAUUUAAUAGCUCUCAUAUCGAGUGUUUUUUCUUCUCAGUGUGUGUUUUUUUUUUUAGAAUUAACUUAUAACAAUAUUUCAUGGUAUUUCACUUAUUACCUUAUCGGCCCGAUUCGUAGAAUGAAAUACGAUAACGAUAAGUUCUAGUUUAGAUAAGUUCUCAUUUAGAUAUCGUUUGUAUGUCGUAUAAUUGACAGAAGCAACACGAUUCGGGCAACCAAUGUCACUUUGACGUUAGAAAUAUCGUAGAUAGAUCUUAUUGGGAUCACAGCGGGAUCGAACUAAACGUCAAUUUUGACAUGUCGGUUAGUUAUCGAUCUUUUAAAUAUCUUUCCAAGAUCUUAAACGUAUCUUAAUUAUUGUUCGAAUCGGGCCGUAUGUCAAAACGAUAGUAGAAUGAUGUUUUUUUUAGAAAAUUACGAAAAAGAAAAUAACGUAGUAGUCUAAAUGCAUUAAUGUGUGAUAUGUAGCCCAUUGGUUAUUUAGUACGUAAUAAAACUACGAUACCUUGCUUUUUGUAGUACCUAAAACCUCUAUCCUAUCUAGAGUUUAACCUAACAAAAUAUGAUUUGGACACGUACGAGUAUAUAUAAUAUAUAUUUCUAGUUCCUAUUUUAUGCAUUGAGUGAAAUCGUUACAGGGCUAUUUCCAUUAUUCACUUAAUAUGAAUGUCAAAAGUACUUUUUUUUGUAUAAAAAAUCUAAAUUGGGAGCGAUGUUGUUGUAAAUACAGAAUCAUUAAACUUUAUAUCUUCUUCUUCUUCUUCAGUUCAAUUAUUUUCUGGAUCUAUUUAUUUCAGAGGGCUUUAUUAUCUGUCAUUUGCGGUUAAUAUAUCAAUUAGAUAUUUUAUUUAGAUACUUAAAAAAAGAUAAAUUUACCAAGUGCGGCCGUAUUCAGCACCGUAAAACUGUAAUGAGGUUCAUUUUAAAAAUGGUUAAGAAGAAAUACGUAUCAGGGAUAAUUAGUUGAUAAAAUUAACGUUAAAGCUAACAGCUUCACCAUAGUUCUCCAAACACAUUGUAUCGAUACCUAUACAAUUUUCCACAGUUUUAUGUCUGGAUCGUUUUCACACUUCAAAACCUAUACAAAAACAUGUGCUGUUCUGAUUUAUAUAAAAUAGGUAGUAACAUUAUAAAUUACAAUUUGUAAUUGAUCAUGUAAGUAUGUCAUUGUCUGUUCUAAAUGUGCUAUGCUUUUAAUACAUACGACUGGAUACUAUUUUCAUCGACUACUAGCUAUUCACGACCCAAACCUGUAAACAAUAGUUGUUUAUAGAAUAGAAAGCUCCUUGUUAAUAAAUAGUCAACGCAUCUUAAGGGGCUGUCAACACCCAAUGUCCUUGAAAUUGAUGUUACUUAAACAGUUUUUUAAGAUAGACUAUUUGGUUUAGUCAAGUAAGAAAAAUAUAUGUUCAUAUUAAUUGUAUUUCAAAGACCGUGGUUGUACUCGAUACAUGAUUGAACGAAAUCGGCUCGAUAGAAAAUAAUUGCAAAGAUUGGUCUUAAAAUCACAAUUAAAUGGUUCUGUCUUUAUUGUUUUGACUUAUGGGUCUGAAAUUACAAUCACAAUUUCAAAACAUUUAUAUCUAAACCGCUAACGAGUAAAAUAUUACACUAAUAAUCCACUUUUUUUUAUUUAAAUAAUUUUCUUAUUAUUCCCUUGCCCAGGCCCAGUAACAUACGACAGUGCUAUCUCAUUUACUCCGAUACAAAUAGACAGUGUGCGCGCUUUAGGUAUUGACAGCCUCUUAAGUAUCAUAUAUUGCGCAUCUUACGUAGCCAUUAUGUCUUGACAUCUAGACAUAUCUAUACCGCAGAACUCAUAAAAGUAUCUAUUUAUCAAACAGGACCUAAUUUUAAUAGGUUUUAGGUAUAGGAACUAUUAGAAUUGUAAUUUAUAGCAAGGUGUCUAGUACAUGAUUUAAACCGUUUAAGUCAACUGGAAUAAAACAGUAUGUUAUUUUUACGCUUAAAGACCACUCUAAGAAAUAGAGGUUCGAACACGUUAUCUUGAGAUGAAUUUUAAUUUUUGUAAUAGUCUUUGUAUACCUAUUUUAAUAAAAUAAAUUAAACUUAUAAUA
This is a messenger RNA of Cydia pomonella (codling moth), 8973 nucleotides long. RefSeq names its product roundabout homolog 1-like. Gene Ontology annotation, biological process: axon guidance; cell-cell adhesion. Gene Ontology annotation, molecular function: protein binding. The transcript is spliced from 11 exons. The record is from RefSeq and is a predicted model, not a curated record. The coding region runs from base 885 to 4586 and encodes 1233 amino acids. Gene Ontology annotation, cellular component: axon; plasma membrane. Lineage: Eukaryota; Metazoa; Arthropoda; Insecta; Lepidoptera; Tortricidae.